AUGAGAGAAGUCAUCUCCCUCAACGUCGGCCAGGCCGGUUGCCAGAUCGCAAACUCAUGCUGGGAGCUCUACUGCCUCGAGCACGGCAUCCAGCCCGAUGGCUACCUCACUGAGGAGCGCAAGGCCAAGAACGACGACCACGGCUUCAGCACCUUCUUCUCCGAGACUGGCCAGGGCAAGUACGUCCCGCGCACCAUCUACGCCGACUUGGAGCCCAACGUUGUCGACGAGGUUCGCACCGGCACCUACCGCUCGCUCUUCCACCCCGAGUACAUGGUCACCGGCAAGGAGGAUGCCUCGAACAACUACGCCCGUGGUCACUACACAGUCGGAAAGGAGCUCAUCGACCAGGUCCUCGACAAGGUCCGCCGUGUCGCCGACAACUGCUCCGGUCUGCAAGGUUUCCUCGUCUUCCACUCGUUCGGUGGAGGAACAGGUUCCGGUUUCGGUGCCCUGCUGAUGGAGCGUCUGUCCGUCGACUACGGCAAGAAGUGCAAGCUCGAAUUCUGUGUCUACCCUGCGCCGCAGGUCGCCACCUCGGUUGUCGAGCCCUACAACUCCAUCCUCACAACUCACACCACCCUGGAGCACUCUGACUGCUCCUUCAUGGUUGAUAACGAGGCCAUCUACGACAUCUGCCGCAGGAACCUUGGCAUUGAGCGCCCCAACUACGAGAACCUGAACCGUCUCAUCGCUCAGGUCGUCUCCUCCAUCACUGCCUCGCUCCGCUUCGACGGUUCCCUCAACGUCGACUUGAACGAGUUCCAAACCAACCUGGUCCCUUACCCCCGUAUCCACUUCCCUCUCGUGGCCUACGCUCCCGUUGUCUCAGCCGCCAAGGCCGCCCACGAGGCCAACUCGGUCAUGGAGAUCACCAACGCCUGCUUCGAGCCUAACAACCAGAUGGUCAAGUGCGACCCUCGCAACGGCAAGUACAUGGCCACCUGCCUGCUCUACCGCGGCGACGUCGUCCCCAAGGACACCCACGCCGCCAUCGCCCACCUCAAGACCAAGCGCACCAUCCAGUUCGUCGAUUGGUGCCCCACUGGUUUCAAGAUCGGUAUCUGCUACCAGCCUCCCCAGAACGUCCCCAACGGCGACCUCGCCGGCGUCAACCGCGCCGUCUGCAUGUUGUCCAACACCACAGCUAUCAGCGAGGCCUGGUCCGCUCUGUCGCACAAGUUCGACCUUAUGUACUCCAAGCGCGCCUUCGUCCACUGGUACGUCGGUGAGGGUAUGGAGGAGGGCGAGUUCUCCGAGGCUCGUGAAGACUUGGCUGCUCUCGAGCGCGACUACGAGGAGGUUGCUGCCGAUUCCCUUGAGGGUGACGACGGUGUCGAGGCUGAAUACUAA
Molecule: messenger RNA, 1353 nt
Organism: Ascochyta rabiei
Lineage: Eukaryota; Fungi; Ascomycota; Dothideomycetes; Pleosporales; Didymellaceae
Product: alpha-tubulin
Exons: 6
Coding region: 1-1353 (450 amino acids)
Biological process (GO): microtubule cytoskeleton organization; nuclear division; mitotic cell cycle
Cellular component (GO): cytoplasm; spindle; nucleus
Molecular function (GO): structural constituent of cytoskeleton; GTP binding
Source: RefSeq, a predicted model, not a curated record